Abrus precatorius (Indian licorice) is the source of this 1142-nucleotide messenger RNA. Its product is annotated as 20 kDa chaperonin, chloroplastic-like. Lineage: Eukaryota; Viridiplantae; Streptophyta; Magnoliopsida; Fabales; Fabaceae. The coding region runs from base 207 to 962 and encodes 251 amino acids. The record is from RefSeq and is a predicted model, not a curated record. The transcript is spliced from 6 exons. Gene Ontology annotation, cellular component: chloroplast; mitochondrial matrix. Gene Ontology annotation, biological process: positive regulation of superoxide dismutase activity. Gene Ontology annotation, molecular function: protein folding chaperone; protein-folding chaperone binding; ATP binding.
GGGUUGGGCGCGUGAACACAGUCUCAGUAUCGUCCGAACGAGUGCACUAGUUCGUUCUAGAAGGGUCGAUUAUCAUAAGAUAAAACCCCCUAUCCAUUUUUAGGGUUUUAUUAUCUUCAUCGUUUCAACCCCCAUUCCUCACACACUCUAACCUCACUCACAUAUCUCUCAGCUUCGCCUGUAUUAAAGUGUACUUAUUGCAAUCAAUGGCCGGCGCUCAGCUCACAGCAACAGCAUCUUCAAUAGCUACGGCGUCGUUUGAAGGGCUUCGACCUUCGGCGCUUCAGUUUCCUUCCCGUGUCAGAAUUCCCAAUCUCUCCCAAACCCCCUUUCGUGGUCUUGUUGUGAAAGCCGCCGCUGUCGUUGCCCCUAAGUUCACUGCUAUUAAGCCUCUUGGUGACAGAGUACUGAUAAAAAUUAAAGAAGUGGAGGAAAAAACCAAUAGUGGAAUUUUGCUUCCCCCAACUGCUCAAACAAAACCUCAAGGGGGUGAGGUGGUUGCUGUUGGAGAGGGAAAGACAAUUGGGACGGCCAAAGUAGAUAUUAGUGUUCAGACAGGCGCACAAGUUGUGUAUUCCAAAUAUGCUGGUACUGAGGUGGAAUUCAAUGGUACAAAGCAUCUUAUUGUGAAAGAUGAUGACAUUGUUGGUAUCCUUGAAACUGAUGACAUCAAAGAUCUCAAACCCUUGAAUGAUAGAGUCCUCAUAAAGAUUGCAGUAGCUGAGGAGAAAACUGCUGGCGGUUUGUAUCUUACAGAGGCAACCAAAGAGAAACCGUCGAUUGGAACGGUGGCAGCAGUUGGUCCAGGGCCCCUGGACGAGGAAGGCAACAGAAAACCUUUAUCUGUGUCUCCUGGGAACACCGUUUUGUACUCCAAAUAUGCUGGAAAUGACUUCAAGGGCAAAGAUGGUUCUGAGUAUAUUACCUUGAGGGUCUCAGAUGUCAUGGCUGUCCUCUCCUAGGAACAACUUGUUUGGGUUUUGUAACGUAAAAUUUUUGUGUUCAUCUCGAGGAAAAGUGGAUUUUUUUUUUUCAAUUGUAAUGACUUUUGGAAUAUAGUUGAUGGCAAUCCGUUCCUUAGACUAUCUGCAUUAUAUUUGGAUUUGAUACACUCCUGGCGUUGAAUUAAACUCUGCAAUUAC